GAAAAGGAGGGGAAAAGGAAGAAAAAAUGAAAGGAGUCCAUUUCCCCUCAACCCUCCAGCCCCAAAAAUACCCCGGCGGCGAAAUCCAAUGGGCGACUUACAGAUCCAACCCUAAGCAUUACCCCAACCCAGAAGGGCAGGAAUUUGGGGAAAACCUCCAGCAGAAACAAUCCCAAAUGAGCGUGGCCAUCUUAAGGAUCAAACCCGGAGGUCUCCGUGUCCCCCAUUGGCAUUUCAACGCCAACGAGCACGGCUACGUGCUGCAAGGAACGGCGUGGAUCGGCGUGAUCGCCAACGACAACGUCACCGUUUUCAACGCUUCCCAAGGUCACGUGGUUUUUUUCCCACGCAAUCGCGUUCAUUGGAUGAAAAAUUUGGGCUCGGAGGAUUUGAUGGUCGUCCUUUUUUUCGGGAGCAACGAAGAGGUGAAAAGUUUGGACGUGGAUGAAGCUUUUUUUGGCACGCCGGAAGAUAUCGCGGCUCGGGCGCUGCAGCCGAGUGGAGGAGUGAAAUUUAUUCGAACGUUCCAGAAAUUUCCGGAGGCCCAAAGUGUGAACCUGCCUCCUAAUUUGGGCCAAUUAGUGCACAGCGUUAAUUACCAGCAGUCUGAAGACACUCAAGUUUGGCGGUAUUUUUACGACCUCGGAGCUUCUCCAAUCCACCCUUUCCAAGGCGGCCAAUUCCAAUGGGCUCCUUAUCGAUCUUCCAGGACCUCGGCGAACCCAAACGAGCUCAUUUACAUCCGAUCCCUUAACGAGGAGAGCCGUUCGCUGACGUUGGCCACGUUAAGGAUCUUCGUUAACGAGCUGGGCCAGCCUCAUUAUCAUUUCAACGCUAACGAGCUCGCCUACGUCGUCAGCGGUUGCGCCAGGGCCGGUUUGGUGAUGGAAUCUGGGAAGUCGGUGACGUUCGAUGUCGCGAUAGGAGACGUGAUAUUUUUCCCUGUCGGGACACAACAUUAUUUGAAGAGCGUUUGCGACGAGGAGCUGCUGCUGGUGGUGGCUUACAGCACUGGGAAGGAGGUGAGGAAAGGCUUUGGGGGGGGGGUUGGUAGCCAAAAAGGAAAGGUUGGUAGCCAGCGGAUCCGUAUUUGGCAGCUUUGGGUCCGUAUGGGGUCUGAUGGAUCAGUAUUUGGCAGCGAUGGGUCUCUGGGUUAUGUGAGGAGCUAUGGAUCCCUAUUUGGCAGCUAUGGGGGUCUAUGGGGUUUAAUGGAUCCCUAUUUGGCAGCUAUGGGUCUAUAUGGGGAUCAAUGGAUCCCUAUUUGGCAGCUAUGGGGGUCUAUGGGGUUUAAUGGAUCCCUAUUUGGCAGCUAUGGGUCUAUAUGAGGAGCUAUGGAUCCCUAUUUGGCAGCCAUGGGUCUCUAUUGGGAUCAAUGGAUCCCUAUUUGGCAGCU
This is a messenger RNA of Phasianus colchicus (ring-necked pheasant), 1393 nucleotides long. NCBI's taxonomy places the organism in Eukaryota, Metazoa, Chordata, Aves, Galliformes, Phasianidae. The record is from RefSeq and is a predicted model, not a curated record.